Hirundo rustica (Barn swallow) is the source of this 2145-nucleotide messenger RNA. RefSeq names its product serine/threonine-protein phosphatase 4 regulatory subunit 3B-like. Lineage: Eukaryota; Metazoa; Chordata; Aves; Passeriformes; Hirundinidae. The record is from RefSeq and is a predicted model, not a curated record. Gene Ontology annotation, molecular function: protein phosphatase activator activity. Gene Ontology annotation, cellular component: nucleoplasm; protein phosphatase 4 complex. The transcript has 14 exons. Gene Ontology annotation, biological process: DNA damage response; protein dephosphorylation.
AUGUGCCUCAUCUGCCACUACGUCCACUACGCCCAGAAGAGGAUCCAGGACAGGAAGGCGCCUCCCAGCCUUGGACCUUCGAGACAGCUGGCUGCUCUGGACCUGAGAACACCGAGGGACACCAGCGGAGAUCGAAGAAGGGACAGCGAGUACACCACAGCCGAGGACAUCGCUGAGGAACGCUGGAUAGUGGAGGCCAGAGUGAGUGUGGGGAACCUGCACUGGUCGGGGGUGCAAGGAGGCGCGCUGUCCGGGUGCAAGAAGUCUGCACUGGCGGGGGACAGGACGCUGUCUUGGUUUCAGAGAUUGGCAGUCACCCCGCAUCUUCUGCAGCCAUCAGAGUAACACCAGGAAGAAAUGGCUGCAAUGGGCCCUGGGAUCAGCCUUCCUCCCUGCAAGAUUCCCAGACUGGCAGAGGUUGCUGAGCUGGUCACCUCUGCUCUCUCCUCAGCCAGCCGCAGGGAAGAGCUGGCAUUGGCCCUGAAGAAGGAAGGCUACAUUCCAAAACUCUUAGAAGUUUUCCAAGUCGCCGAGGAGUUACAGCUCAGCCAGGCCUUGCAGUAUUUGUCAGCCAUUAUGCAAGGAAUUCUAUGGCUUGACCAAGCAGCUGUGCUGGAGGUGAUGCUGUCGCAGGAGUGUAUCAUGGAUGUGGUCGGCUGCCUCGAGUAUGGCCCCUCUUUGGCACAGCCCAAAUGGCACCGGCAGCUCCUGUGGCAAACAACCAAGCUGAAGGAGCUUCUGCCCAUCCAAGACCCUGAGCUCCAGCAGAAACUCCACCAGAUGCACUGGGCACAGUAUAUUCAGGCCAUCAUCCUGCCCAAGGCAGCUGGAGUGGGAGCGGAUUCUCUGCCCAGCCUCACCUCCUUCAUCAGCUGCAGGAAAAACGACAUCUUCCAUGUGUUGGAGAAAGACCAGAGAUUCUGGUCAGAAGUUCUGGCCCAGUUAACAGCGGGAGCUACAGGUGCCCACCAGCGAUGGGAAUUGAUGAACUUUCUGAAGGACUUCUGUGCCUUUUCCUUCACGUUUCACCAGAACAGGGAGGCAUUUUUACAAAGCUUGGCCAAGCUGGGACUUCUUCCUGCUCUUGAAAUUCUGCUGGGAAUGGACGAUCUGCAAGUGGCAUCUGCUGCCACAGACAUCUUGUCUUAUCUUGUUGACUUUUGUCCAUUCCUGGUCCAAGAAUUUGUCAUGCAAGAGGCCCAGCAGAGGGACCAUGGCACCGACCUCAUCCGUGUGCUCAUGAAGCAGAUGAUCUGCUCUCCUCCUGCUGCAUUUGGAGGAGCUGAUCAGGCCAUGGAGCUGUUGCAGACACUGCUUGAUCCAGGGAAUCUGCUGACCAUAGCUGAGGUGUCCAAGAUACUUGAAUUUUUCAAUUCCUUCUACACGUGCUGUCUUCCUGUUCUGACUGCGCCACUUCUGGCCAAUGCAGCAAAAGAUGAUUAUCAAACAGCACAACUCCUGGCCUUAAUUUUGGAGCUGCUGUAUUUUUGUGUGACACGGCACCAGGAGCACAUGAGGGCUUACAUCCUCCACUGGGAUUUGCUAAGAAGGGUCCUCCUCUUGAUCAAUUCCAAACACACAUUUCUGGCCUUGAGUGCUCUGCACUUCCUGAAGAAGAUCAUUGCCCUGAAGGAUGAGCUUUAUAACUAUUACAUCAUCCAGGGAAACCUCCUGGCACCCCUUGUGCAGGCUCUGCUGGAGGAUGGAGCUAUGUUCAACCCGCUCCACUGGGCUCUGCUGGAGCUGUUUGAAUUCCUCAGACUGGAAGAUUGUAAGUCCCUGGUUACCUAUGUCAUCGAGAACUUCUAUCCUGCACUGGAAUCCAUCACCUAUGUGCGGACAUUCCAGGGACUGAAGAGGAAAUAUGCGAGAGACCAGCAGCAACAAAAGCAGAGCGCGCACAGAGAUGCAGGAGCCUCAAAGCAGGACGAGCAAAUUAUUAUCAAUGUAGCCCAAGGGGGGGCAGUUCAGACGGCACCAACGAGCUCGAAGGGCUCCUCUUCAAAGACUGCAACCCCAUGCCCGCUGCUGGUGGCCCUCAAGAGAUCUCGGCCAGUGGACUCUGACAGUGAUCAAGAGGAGGAAAUUCCAAAGAAACGACUGCGUUUGGCUGAAGGAAAGAAACCUACAUUUGGGGGGUUUUAG